Messenger RNA from Anguilla rostrata (American eel), 7392 nucleotides. RefSeq names its product voltage-dependent L-type calcium channel subunit beta-1-like. The transcript has 13 exons. Gene Ontology annotation, cellular component: voltage-gated calcium channel complex. Gene Ontology annotation, molecular function: protein binding; voltage-gated calcium channel activity. The coding region runs from base 647 to 2458 and encodes 603 amino acids. Gene Ontology annotation, biological process: calcium ion transmembrane transport. The record is from RefSeq and is a predicted model, not a curated record. Lineage: Eukaryota; Metazoa; Chordata; Actinopteri; Anguilliformes; Anguillidae.
GACAGUAGCUGGGAGACUACCCUGGCUCAGCCAAUGACAGGCCCAGAAUAGAAUCAGCUGGUGGGGAGCUAUUUUGAACGGGAGCUGUGAAGUGAAGCAAGGAGCUAAAUUAGAGGCAGACACCCCUGACGCAAAGAAAGAAAGAAAGAAAGAGGGGGAAGAAAGAAAGGCAGACAGAGAGAGAGAAGGAGAGAGAGAGAGGAGAGAGAGAGAGAGAGAGAGAGAGAGAGAGAGAGAGAGAGAGAGAGAUAAAGAGAGGAGAGUUUCUGUCGGUCUGGGCUUCCUCCCAGCCCGGCUCUUUCCUACCGCCCUCGCAUUUAGUCAGCGAGAGCUCCCGGCGGAGCAUCCACACACCCGCCGCCGCCGCCGCCGCGCUCCUCCUCCCCUCCUCUCCUCCUCCUCCUCCUCCUCCGCGGCUCUGUUUAUUCUGUCUCUCAUAAAGGAUCGAUCUGUUAGCUCUGUUCCGCCGCGCCGCCGCCGCUGACCCGUCCCCCGCGUGACUCAGGGCCGCCGCGCUCUCUCUCUCCCCCCUGGCACUCUCUCCCCCCCGGCACUCUCUCCGCGGACCUGUUGCAGCGGCUCUGAAGGAGGAGGAGGCGGUUCCGGCGCUUUCCGCCGCCGCCGCCGCCCGUCCGUCCGUGCCGCGAUGUACCUGUACGGGCUCGACGACUCGGAGCCGGGCUCUGCAGACUCCUACACCAGCCGCCCCUCUGACUCGGACGUGUCCCUGGAGGAGGACCCCGAGGCCCUGAGGAAGGAGGCCGACAGACAAGCCCUCGCCACGCUCGAGAAGGCCAAGACCAAACCUGUUGCCUUUGCUGUCAGGACUAACGUCGGCUACAACUCGGGUCCCAACGAUGACGUUCCGGUGGCGGGCAUGGCCAUCUCCUUCGAGGCCAAAGACUUCCUGCACAUCAAAGAGAAGUAUAACAACGAGUGGUGGAUCGGGCGCCUGGUGAAGGAGGGCUGCGAGGUGGGCUUCAUCCCCAGCCCCGUGAAGCUGGAGAACACCCGGCUGCUGCAGGAGCAGAGGAUGAGACAGAACCGCCUCAGCUCCAGUAAGUCUGGGGGAAGCUCCAGCCUGGGCGACGUUGCCACGGGAACGCGCAGACCCACUCCCCCCGGCACAGCUCACGUGGAAAUGUCCACGGUGGGCUUUGACGUUGAGCCCCUGGACCUGGACUCGGAGGAGCCCUCCGAACCCCAGGCAGACUCCCGCUCCCCCAGGGCCAGCGCCGGCAGUGUCACCUCCCCCCAGGCAAACGCCCACCGCCUCCCCUUCUUUAAGAAGAUGGAACAUGUCCCCCCUUAUGACGUGGUACCUUCCAUGAGACCCAUAAUUCUGGUGGGGCCCUCCCUCAAAGGCUAUGAGGUUACUGACAUGAUGCAGAAGGCUCUCUUCGACUUCCUCAAACACAAGUUUGAGGGCAGGAUAUCCAUCACCCGGGUAACGGCGGACAUCUCCCUGGCCAAGCGCUCCGUCCUCAACAACCCCAGUAAACACACCAUCAUAGAGCGCUCCAGCACCCGCUCCAGCCUGGCUGAGGUGCAGAGCGAGAUCGAGCGCAUCUUUGAGCUGGCACGUACCCUGCAGCUGGUAGCCCUGGAUGCCGACACCAUCAACCACCCCGCCCAGCUGGCGAAGACUUCCCUGGCCCCCAUCAUUGUCUACAUCAAGAUCGCCUCACCCAAGGUGCUCCAGAGGCUGAUAAAGUCCCGGGGGAAGUCCCAGGCCAAACACCUCAAUGUGCAGAUGGUGGCAGCAGACAAGCUGGCCCAGUGCCCCCCAGAGCUGUUUGAUAUCAUUCUGGAUGAGAACCAGCUGGAGGACGCCUGCGAGCACCUGGCCGACUACCUGGAGGCGUACUGGAAGGCCACCCACCCCCCCAGCUGCAACCCCCCCAACCCCCUGCUCAACCGCACCAUGGCGACGGCCGCCCUGGCCGCCUCCCCCGAGCCCGUCUCCAACCUGCAGGGGGCGUACCUGGUUCACGGAGAACUGAAGCAGGACGGGCGUCUGCUGGAGCGCGGCGGUUUCCACGGCGACGUCGGCGACGGGAGGCGGCGGCCGCAGCAGCAGCCGCAGCAGCAGCGCAUCUACUCGCGCCCCGCCUCGCGGGCCACGCCCCUGGGCGGGCGGGGCCUCUCCCGGCAGGACACCUUCGACUCGGAGACGCAGGGCAGCCGGGACUCGGCCUACACCGAGGCGGGGGACUCCUGCGUGGACGCGGAGACCGACCCCUACGAGGAGCCCCCGCCUUUCCACCGCGGGGGGAACUCCCGCUUCCACAGCCGCCGGGCAUCGUGGGAAGACCAGGGGGCGGAGCCCGACCCGGAGAACCUCGACCUGGAGGAGGAGCAGCACGCCCGAUCCAAUCAGAGAGAGCGGUACUGCCAGGAGCCUGCCGACUACAACAAGAGCCAGGAGGACUGGGGGAGGGGCGUCUUUAUCCACUGAACAAGCCAUUUGCCCUGAGGAUGUCUGACAGACACAGGGGGAGGGGCCUGGGAGGAGAGGGGAGGGGAACAGGUUUGAUUGACAAGUUAAGCAGUUAAUUUAGAAUAAAUUAGUUUACAACAAAAUGGACCUUCUCUCACAUAGCUAGCAAUUGUCAAGUCUAAAAACACAGCAAAUACUGCCAGGAUCUAAAAUUGUUUUUGAAGAUAUAGACUUUAUAUGUUAAUUUGAAGAGUGACAGAAGGGUUUCACUUACAGUUAUUCUAAUCAAUUAUACUUUUUGGUAAGCGCUUGGUAGUACAGCGUAGAAGUGGCCAGGAUUAAACAGGAGAAGAAAGGAAGCCAUCUUUAGGCCUGUCUUCUUCAGUCUUAAGUUUCAGGGCCUGUUCAGCUUGCGGGCUUCCCUCUCUUCCCGCUACCCCUCUUCACCUCAACUCUUAACCUCUCUGGAAUAAAUGUUGCCAUAUUUUUUUUAUUUAUUUCAACCUUAUUUAUUUAUUUAUAGAAUUACUGCCUUGAAUCGUAAAUCUCAAAACCCCAAAGAAUUUCGCUGAUGUGCUUUAUAGUGUAGACCUGCGGUGGUGCCAGGUGCUGGACGUCCCUUACUGUUGGGUGGAGGGUGAGAGUAGUUUUGUUCUGGUAGUAGCUCUGGUAAUAGCUGGCUACUGCUGUGACUGGAAUGUCAUGACAGUAUACAAGUCCUGCAGUCCAAUCUGAUUGCUUCUACCCAUAACUAUGACAAAAGUGUCCUGCUAUUGCCACGCCCACACUCAAUCACCAAUCACAAGAGAUGGAAUAACGGCAACACACUCUUGCUCACUCUUGACACCUUCAUAUCCAUGUCAUUAAUACUCCAUGAUGCUUCAUGACACGUCAUAACAUGUCAAAAACAAUUUCACAUUUUACAUUUUGACAGUUGUCAUGAUAGUGGUACGUAUAUACAGUUAUGAGAGAAUGUUUGUGAACCCUUUAGGAUUUUCUAUAAUUCUGCAUAAAUUUGUUAAUAGUUCAAGUGAACCUUGGUAAACAAAUAACACGUUUUUAUCUUUCUCAUUUCUUUAACGAACAGAUUGAUCCAAUAUUAACAUUCUUUGUCGGAACGACUUUGUGAACCUUUGGAUUAAUGGGUGGCACCCAUUUUUAAUGCCAUGACAACCAAAUGCUUUCUGUAUCUACUGAUCACACCCACACAGGCUUUUGGGCUUUUGGCCCAUUCAUCUUAACAGACCUGCUCCAGCUUGUGGGCUGUCUUGCAAAAACUGCCCACUUUUAAGGUCCUUCCACAACAUUUCAGUUGGAUGAAGGUCUGGACUUUGAAACAUAAAAUCUCCUCUUCUUCAGACCUUCUGUCGUAGGCUUACUGUGUUUAGUAUCGUUGUCUUGUUGCAUGGCCGACUUUCUGUUUCAUUUUGGCUCACAGGCAGAUAACCUGAAAUUUUCUAAUUUUCUACUUAAAGCUGGAAUUCACACGCCAACAAAACAAUCCCAAACCAUGAUGCUCCUCCUCCGUGCUUGGUUGAGAUGAGGCUUCAGUGUUGGAAUGGCGCAGACUUGGCUGUUUGGAGAUGGGCAGCAGUACCCCUCUUAAUGAACAUCAGUUUCCUCCUUGCCAUCCACAAAUGCAUGCCGUUCAUGUUCAGAAUUUUUCUGAGGGUUGACUGAUGAACACUGACAUCGACCAAUGCAAGACAGGCAUGCAGAUCUUUAGCUGUUACCCUGAGGUUCUUUAUGAGCUCCUGCAUUUUUGUACACCUUCCUCUUGGAGUGAUUUAUGUUGGAUGACCACUCCUAGGAACAGUUACUAUGAUGAUGGAUUAGCUCUGCCAGUGCUGCCAGUCUGCCAGUUCGUGGAGCCUGAAAUCUUGAGAAAAGAUUAUGUAGGCCUUUCCUGACUGAUGAGCAUCAACAGGACUUUUUCUGAGGACCUCAGGGCAUGGUGCUGUUCCUCAAAGCUCAUUUGUGAAGGAUGAACUCUGAUGACCUCUGAUGCUGACAAAAUUUCCACUAUUUCUAUGUACAAGGCCACCAAAACUCACACUGAAGUGUCAUCCAAUUGAUUGACACACAUGGCUUGAAUUACCCCCUUACCUGAGCUGAUUAACCUUGUUCACAUACUUUUUCUGGCAACGUGUAUGUCAGCUUUGUAUGUAUUCAUGUUUGCCUGUUAUAAGGACAUAAGUUGAUGACCUAAAGUCAUUUUUGUUUGAAUUUAUGCAGAAAUAUAGAAAAUCCAAAAAUGGUUCCCCAAACCUUCUAUCGCCAUUGCAUAUACUUGUGUAUAUGCCUUCUGAUAAGUUUCAUUAACAGCAUCACAAAACCCCUAUUAUGGCACAUGUGACAUUAACACUCAGUGUAAGUUACUUACAGUGUAACUUAUUUGUAUAAAAUGCGAGUUCAGUAGUAUGUCCUGUUGUGGCAAUUAUUAUCCAAAAUUACGAAGGUUCUCUAUAAGAUGUGUGGGAUUUUUCACACUGUUCCCACCGCCAGUGGCAUGAGUUUAUGCUCUGACUCAAAUUCUGCCAUUGUUUUCUGAGGCUAUCAGCAGUAGUUUGAUUUAUCCUGGGUACCAUUUGUGAGUUUUAGAGGAGAUGCAAUCAUAGCCUUUACACUACGGAAUUCAUUCAUUUCAAUGGUGGAAACUGCCCCCUGGUUUCUCAACAGUUAUCAUUGGUGCCUGACUGUAGCCAGAAAUUUAAAAUUUAUUAAUUUGUUUUUUUUUUAAUGAAAAAUGACAAUUUCUUUAGAAAUUGUACCGCUCUGUGCUCCUAGGAGCAAAAAAAAAAUCAAAAUGGUCUUUUAAGAUCAGGGCAGAUAGUAGGACAGACUUCCUCAGUGGGGAGGAGGGAAAGCACACAAUGUAACAUAGAUGAGGGGUGUGGUCUUUCCUGGCUACUCCUGGAAUACUGAUUUCCAGGCCCUAAAUGUCACUGGGUCCACAAGUAUUUGACUUUUUUGCUGGGCUUUCUCUCCUGCCAAGAGCUGUGGGAAACGUGCAGUAGCUCUUGAAGGUGGGCGCUUGUGGCAUACCAAGUCCUCUGGCUCUGAAAAUGAGCAUUUCCUUAUUAAUCAGGAAAUUUCUGGAAAAUCUGAAAUCUGACAGACACAAAAAUAGGUCUCCUAAAUCAGUGCCUCAACUGCAACUGGACAAACAGGGCCUCACCACUACCAGAGUCAGUUUUCAUCCCAUAACAAACACAUCCAUCUGUACACCCAUAAACACAGUGACACUAUACACUCACAUCCACAGUAUACACCCACGCACAUCCACAUUGUACACCCAUUAACACAGUGACACUAUACACCCACAUCCACAGUAUACACCCACGCACAUCCACAUUGUACACCCACAAAAACAUUAACACUAUACACCCACAUCCAUGAAGUACAACCACAAAUACAUCCACACAAUUAGCCUACGAAAGCUUUUAUGUGCAGUUUGCUUCAGUUACAGAUUUCAUGUCUUGUUCUGAGACACUAAAUUGGGUUGGGAUUGGGUAUGUCUGUGUGUUUGUGUGGGGGUGGGGGUGCUAAGUACUAAGUUGAGGGAUGGGGGGAGGAUUGUUCUACUGCACAGUUGGUAGGUCAAUGAAAAUCUUCCUGAUGUUUGACUUUCUCACAAGUUCAUAAACAGGGAUUCUCCUUUGUUUCACCUUUGUCCCUACCUUGUUGCCUGAAGUACCUGGAAUCCAUGUUGUUUUAUGAAUGAGUAAAAUACAGUUAGCAAACAUAGUUAGUCCAACAGACUAGUCCAGAACACUACCUGCCCUGUGACAGAAGGGUAUAUUCAUGUUUUGUAAUGGAUGGAGAUGGCUGUUCCUAAGCUUUGAUGACAGAGACUGCAGAUGAGUAUUUCGAUGUGUAAGAGCCUACAGGGGACGUGCACUCUGAGGACCAGGCUUUCUCCUGAAGGCGGGGAUUUCUGAGCUCCACCCCCUUGAUCACUGACAGGUCUAAAUGCUGUUCUGUAUUCAGUAAUGCACUUUACUCAGGUAAUCUCUUCACAGGUAAACAAAAACAAAACAACAGUGAAUGUCAGAAUAAGGAGAAGGCUAUUGCUGCUGUUCUAUCCCAGUUACUAAAAAGAACGGCUUGGUCAUUGCCAACAAUGUAACAUCGUCAGCCAUUUUGUUGUCAGGUGGCCUCAAGAGGGCACUCAGCAGUCUGAAGGGAAAGGCUAAUUUUCUGAUUGGGUCAGAGCUCCAGGUUCUAUAUUUUCUGAUUGGGUCAGAGCUCCAGGUUCUAUAGGAAAAGUCAGGUGUAAAUGGUGUUCUGCGAUACCCUAGGAGGCCUGCAUUCACACUGCUCAUGCUCAUCAAGGAAUGAAACCACACCCUCUGCCAUGCCACUCAUAAGAGCCACUGCAAGGACCCACCUGUGGUGGGGUGAGGGGCGGGGCUGCUCCAAACCCCGCCCCUAUACCUGUGCGUCACCCAUAUACAGUAUACUCUGCUCAGCCAGGCUAAUAUCACUGUCAGCCAGAUCAAAGCCAUCCAGUCAGUGUCGACACACUCAGUGGUGAUGAAUUAUUAUCCUGAAGUCAUAUUUUAAUUGUUUUUCCUGUACAUAUAAAUACUCAAAUCGGUAAAACAGGACGUACUGACAAACACCCUAACCAAGAGGGGCCUUUUGUGUUUGUAAUGUCUUACUAUUCUAAAGUGUGCAUAAAGAUACUUCGCUUCUCUUCAGCCUACUACUGUACACAGUUUUAAUAAGUGCCUGUAAGUGCUUGUGAUGUUUACUGCUCUUUCAUUCAGACAGGUGAACUCUGGUGGAGAUGCCCUUUGUUUGAACACAGGUUGGACAUUUUGUUCCGAGCAGGUCCCUUGUAAUGGACACACUUAUAUUUUGAGUCAAACAAUGGGAUGUAAGCUAGCUGGAAAAGGGUAAUACCAGUUGUAAUGGAAGUAUUAAAUACAAUCAUUAUCUACUUUUUA